AGUCGGGUCACUAAGACACAGUGAAAUCGCUGCAGCAUGGCCUCUCGAGACUUCAGAGAUACUCAAUCGGCAUCAUGAGGCCCCUCACGUCGCGCCCACCCAUCAUCCGCAUCGCCAAUGGCACCUUCUACCGUCGUCACCCCAACACAGCCUCGUCGCACCCGAACCCGCCGCUGUUCAGCGACUUGAGCUUCGAGCUCGCCUCGGCGUCAUCCACGCCACGCAACUGGUGCAUCGUUGGGCCUUCGCUUUCUGGGAAGACCACCUUGCUGCAGGCGCUGAGGGGCCGUUUACUGUGCGAGCCGCCCUCCGCGAGGUCCUACCCGUACUUGUCUACGGAUGCCGUGCCGAAUCGUCUGAAAACGCCCACCAAGGCGAUUCAGUAUGUGGGCUUUGAUGCUGAACAGGGUGCAGGUGGCUUGGCUGGGAGCGCCGGCACAUCCGCGUAUCUGUCUGCGCGGUACGAGUCGAGACGGGAGAUCACGGACUUUUCGCUGCAAGACUUCCUUCUCGGCAACACGGAGCUGAACCCGCUUAGGACGGCACCUGAGGAUGAUGACGGCAGCAUCUCGCCACAGCUCUUCAACCGUGUGGUCAAGGACCUAAGGUUGGACCACCUCCUCGAGCUUCCGGUGUCCUUCCUGAGCAACGGCCAAGGCCGACGAGCCCGCAUUGCCCGAGCCUUGCUAACCAAACCUGAAGUGCUGCUCUUGGAUGAGCCCUUCAUGGGGCUGGAUCCUCCCACCGUGACGGGACUGAGCCCAUUGCUGCAGUCGCUUGCCGCGCAAGCUGGCCCGCGGCUCAUACUGAGUGCCCGUCCUCAGGACCCGGUCCCAGAGUGGGUGACUCAUCUGUUAUAUCUGAGGACAGACUGCCAGAUCGGCUCAAUGGGGCCCAAGGAAGAAGUCCUCGAUGGCUUAAAGAAGUACGUCCAAGGGGUGCGGAAUGGCGCACUAGCCGAGGAUCAGAAGCUUCCCAUUCACUCACUCGCCGACAUUGGCCGUGUCUUAGCUACAAGUGCGAAAGAUUCAAGUCAAACAGACAAGGGACAGACUUUCUACCGGGGCCUAGAGCCCGUUAAUCCUGAUGCUGAACCCCUCGUGGAAAUGGACGGAUGCAAGGUCCAGUACCGUGGCAAAAUCGCACUGGGAAAUUGGACGCAGCAGACUGCGGAUGGUCCCAAGGGUGGUUUGAUCUGGACGGUCCGACGCGGAGAGCGCUGGGGUGUCUUCGGUCCCAACGGAUCAGGGAAGACUACCAUUGUGUCCUUGCUCUGCUCAGAUCAUCCGCAGUCUUACUCUCUCCCUAUCAAGCUGUUUGGACGGUCUCGUCUACCAGAGCCCGGCUCCGGCGAGCGGCCGCUUACAUUCUGGGAUAUCCAGUCCCGUAUCGGUCACUCAAGCCCCGAAGUUCACCAACAUAUGCCCCGCCGCCUGACGGUGCGGCAGGUCAUCGAGAACGCGUGGUCAGAGACCUUUGGCGGUAUACCCAAGCUAGACGAUGGGGCGCGGGAGAAGGUUGAAGCUGCGCUCAAAUGGUUUGCUGCAGAACUGAACCCGGAGUACUCGUCGGCGUCCUCUCAUCAGAGCCUCGCCUGGGCGGAUGAGUACCUCUUUGGCGGCCUGUCUUUCAGUGCGCAGCGAGUCGCACUUUUCAUUCGGUCGAUGAUCAAGAGCCCCGAUGUGGUGGUGCUCGACGAGGCCUUUAGCGGCAUGGACGACGCGGUCCGUGACAAGUGUACUCUGUUCCUCAACGAAGGUGAAGCUAAAACAUACGAGAGCGAGGAUAUCGUGGAUAGCGAGGCAUCCCGCUCAGGAAACAUCAAGGUCCCUGGUCUGUCGGACCAGCAGGCGCUCAUUUGCAUCGCGCACAUCAAGGAGGAGGUGCCCAACAGCGUGAGGGAGUGGCUGUGCCUGCCGGAGGCGAAUACAGAACAACCGGCACGGUUUGGAAGACUCGACGGACCAUUAGCAGAAGAUGAGGCAAGAUGGCAACAGGUAUGGGGCUUUUAGACGGAGUGAUCUAUCGAGCUGGCGACCAACUAGAAUAGAAUCCGGUUAGAUGGGCGCAACUGCGCAAGUGAUGACACAAAAAGAAACAGAGGCAUCCUGCCAAACACAAGACGAUGGAUUCUUGACCUGCGCUCGUGAUUCUGCUCAAAUAUAUUGCCUACUCGCAAUAUUAUCCGUACCUACUGCUAUUUGCAUAUCGCUAC
Messenger RNA from Ilyonectria robusta, 2215 nucleotides. Its product is annotated as P-loop containing nucleoside triphosphate hydrolase protein. Gene Ontology annotation, cellular component: mitochondrion. The record is from RefSeq and is a predicted model, not a curated record. The transcript has a single exon. Lineage: Eukaryota; Fungi; Ascomycota; Sordariomycetes; Hypocreales; Nectriaceae. Gene Ontology annotation, molecular function: ATP binding; ATP hydrolysis activity. The coding region runs from base 75 to 2012 and encodes 645 amino acids.